Messenger RNA from Cajanus cajan (pigeon pea), 830 nucleotides. The record is from RefSeq and is a predicted model, not a curated record. NCBI's taxonomy places the organism in Eukaryota, Viridiplantae, Streptophyta, Magnoliopsida, Fabales, Fabaceae.
CCCCGUCCUUAUAUAAACGCCCACCACAGGUCGCACAGACGCAAACACGCACGGGUGGGUCGCAGCAACCGCUGAGAAUUAAGUCUCCUGCCGACCCUAAUUCUCGGCAUGGCGAGCGCAGACGGGCUUUUCCGGCCCAUCUACGAGGGUUGCAUCUCCGCCUUCGACAGCGACGUGGAGCGCCGCCCCUACCACCGCAACUGUGGGUGCGCCCUCCACUCCAAGUCCACCAGAGCCUGCACGCACAAGUCGCCGCGCGGUAACACCGUCUCAUACCCCAUCAGGAGGGCCUGGAGCGAAGGCACUUUGGCCACCGCCGCCCAUUCCUCCCCUUCCUCUUCCCCCGCGCCCUUCAGGUCCCACGAGGAUGAGGGGCACCAUCGUAAAUUAGGGGUCGUAUUUGAAGUGUGAACUCCCAUUCGGAAUCAAGUUAACACAUUUUUUUCUUCUUCAAUUUCUUUCCUUUUUAUUUUUAUUUUUAUUUUUUUUUCAGUUUUGAAUAAUUUGAGUCCGGUUCGGUUGGAUGGUUCGUCCAAGUCUUGGUUAACUUUUUUUUUUUUUUUUUUAAGUUGUUGAAGGUUGUCGUGGGUUUGUAUUGAUCUAAUUCAGCCAUUUAGAUCCAUCAAUUUGGUUGUUAAUUUCUCAAUUAGACAACCUCGUUUCUUGUAAUGAUGCUAAUUAAAUUUUUAUGUAUUAAUUAAAUCCUUUUAGUGUACGAAAAUAUAUGUAUCAUUUCGAAAAAUAUCGGUAGUUAGUGGAUUAUAUUAGCUAAUUAUUUGAAUGUGAACUUUGUAAGUAAUUAGUGAGUAAUGUUAUCGAGAUUUGCACUU